Molecule: messenger RNA, 786 nt
Organism: Mya arenaria
Lineage: Eukaryota; Metazoa; Mollusca; Bivalvia; Myida; Myidae
Product: peritrophin-1-like
Exons: 5
Coding region: 1-786 (261 amino acids)
Cellular component (GO): extracellular region
Molecular function (GO): chitin binding
Source: RefSeq, a predicted model, not a curated record
AUGAAGGUUAUUGUGGUUCUUAUAUCUGUGUGGAUUGAGGUCGCUCUGUCGGAGCAAAGAGAAAAGAGACAGGCGAGUUGUCAAGAGCCAGCGUUGCCGAAUGUGUGUCUGUCGGCGGGCGGGAGGGUGUAUUUCCCGCACCCGAUUGACCUCCAGAAGUUCAUACAGUGUGCGGACAACGGACGGAUGUUCGUGAUCACGUGUCCCAUGGGCGAGAUGUACAACCAGGCGACCACCUCGUGCAUGGGCGCUCAGACGGUCAAGACUACUCCACCGGCUACACUUCCACCGACAACACUUCCGCCUAAAACUCCCGCUCCCUACAACCCAUGCACCGGCGCCAACAUGGCCACUGGGAUGAUCUUCUUCGCGUACCCCGGGGACAACCAGAAGUUCUACGAAUGUAACCUGCAGGGACAGCCCAUCCUCCUCACGUGCCCGUCACGCCUCGUGUUCGACAACAUGCGAAAGUCAUGCGUUCUUCCGGCAGGUACCAAUACCGGGGGAACCAAUACAGGAACAACUACGGGAACCGGAACUGGCACGGGAACAGGAACCGGAACCGCCACUGGAGCGGUUACCUCAGGUAACCCGUGUCCGGCUCACGCGAUCCAGGGCGACAACCUGUUCUUCCCGCACCCCGACCCGAGUAAGUACAUUCAGUGUGAUUUUGCUGGAGACGCCUAUGUGAUGCAGUGCCCAGCCACACUCGUCUGGAAACAGACCGUCAAACAGUGCUCCUCCCCCUACCAGUACGUCACUCCCAAAAAUGGACUGGUUGGCUAG